CUCCUGCAGAGUGCAGACACACCAUCGUAAACUCUGCAGCUCUCCUCAUCACCUGCAGGUUCACCUCCACCUCCAACUCUCACCAUGUCCGUCUCUGUCAGCCGCCAGAACAGCUACAGCGCCCGCAGCAUCUCCAGCGCCAGCGUCAUGAACCAGAUCGGAGGGAUGCAGCUCAUGGGUUCCGGACAGACCCGCAUGUCCGCCGGACAGACCCGCAUGUUCGCCGGACAGACCAGCAUGUCCGGCGGACAGACCAGCAUGUCCGGCGGACAGACCAGCAUGUCCUCCGGCCUCUUCCGCGCGCACAGCGUGCAAGGGGGCGCAGGGGGCUUUGGGACCCGCAUCUCCCAGUCAGUCUUCUCGUCCGGGUCCAUGGGCUCGUAUGGAGAGACCUCAGUGAUCAGCAAUGAAAAGGUGACCAUGCAGAACCUCAACGACCGCCUGGCCUCCUACCUGCAGAAGGUACGCACUCUUGAGUCAGCUAACAGGAAGCUGGAGCUGCAGAUCAGAGAGUACCUUGACAAGAGAGUGCCUACAGUUUCCAAAGACUUCACCAUCUUCUUCACUAACAUCAGUGAUCUCCGAGUUCAGAUCCUGAAGAGGUAUUUAGAGAAUCAGAGUAUCAGCCUGCAGGCCGACAAUGCUAGACUGGCUGCAGAAGACUUUAACAUGAAGUAUGAAGCAGAGUUGAACAUGCGUAGUCUGGUGGAGGCAGAUGUUGCCCGUCUCCGAGGCGUCCGGGACAGCUUAACUCUGUCCAUCAGUGACCUGGAGGUGUAUGUUGAAAAUCUCAAAGCGGAGCUGGUGUACUUUAAGAGUAACCAUGAGGAGGAGAUGCGUCAGCUGAGGAUCCAGCAGAGUGGCACAGUGAACGUAGAGGUGGACAGUGCAGCCUCUGUUGAUCUGACAAAGGUCCUGGAGGAGGUGAGGGUGCAGUAUGAAGCUCUCGUGCUGAGGAACAACCUGGAGCUCGAGAAAUGGUUCAAAGCGAAGAUGGAAAUUAUCCAGAAGGAAAUCUAUACAUGUACCACUGAGGUGAAGACGUUUAGCACUGAGCUGUCAGAGCUGAGGAGGACCUACCAGAGUUUGGAGAUCAGUCGUCAGAGCGUCCUCAAAGAGUUUGAGUGCCACCAGCAGAACCUGCAAGAAGUGAAAAGUCGAUUCAGCAUCCAGCUCAGCCAGCUGCAGAUGAGCAUCAACAUGCUGGAGACGGAGCUGCAGCAGCUCAGAGUCUCUCUGGAGCAGCAGCAAGUCGAGUACAACGUGCUGCUGGACAUCAAGAUGAGGCUGGAGAUGGAGAUCGCCGAGUACAGGAGGCUGCUGGAGGGAGAGGUGUACGAGAGGAAACAGGCGGUGAUCAUCAGGGAGGUGGAGGUAGUGGAAGAGCAUAAACCCCACAUCGAGAGAAGGGUGAAGACCAUCGAGGAGGUGAUAAUCGAUGGAAAGGUGGUGUCCACCAAUGUUGACACCACAGUAGAGGAUGUAAAGUAACACCUCUGCUGUUACUUCACUUACACUCAAUGAUGAUUGAUUUGAAUCCUGCCAAAUGAGUGUUUUUCUCCAGUCAGCUUUAAAAUUGUUCUCUAUAGUUUGCUGCAAAAUCAGAAUAUUUUUUCCGACAGCACUUUCUUAAGAGGGGUUUCCUGAACUUGAAAUUGUAAUUUUCUUCCACUUUCAUUGAUAUAAGAUGGUUCAUGAGGGUGAUAAACAGAGUGAGAAUCCGUCAAACAAAUUUAUCAUGAGUCCAAAAUUUGAUUAAAAGCCAGUAAGCAAUAAUGAGAUGCGUGUUUUUUU
Labrus mixtus (cuckoo wrasse) is the source of this 1794-nucleotide messenger RNA. Its product is annotated as keratin, type I cytoskeletal 19-like. Gene Ontology annotation, molecular function: structural molecule activity. The transcript has 9 exons. Lineage: Eukaryota; Metazoa; Chordata; Actinopteri; Labriformes; Labridae. The record is from RefSeq and is a predicted model, not a curated record. The coding region runs from base 85 to 1491 and encodes 468 amino acids.